UCAGGUUACAGUUGUCGUUGGCGUUUCGUCGGUUUCAGAGCGUUUCGAAAACGCAAUUCCGCUCCAAGUCGCAGUUAAAAGUGAAAUAUCUGAAACUAUCUAGCGCGCGUGAAAAAAUUUAUUCAUUUAUCUCUGUGCAUUUAGUGUGAGACAUAACUAAAAAAUCUAACCCAAAACAUUUGGCUGCACUUGUGUUCUGCACCGUUCAACGAAUAUUUGAAAAAUAAAUCUCACGCGUCGAAAUGUCGCCGGCUGAUGAUAAUUCCUUUGCCACCACCAACGGCAACAAAAAGGCCACAUACACGCUGAUAUGCAUCAAAAUUGUGGAGCUGUGCCUUUUAAUAUGCUGCCUGGGUCUGAUUGACGAGCCUGCUACCAAUUCCCAUCUGCGGGUGUUCAUUACUCCCCGAGUUAUGGCCCUUUGCUAUGUGACUUUUGGAGCCCUGACUAUUUACACAGCGAUCUAUCUGCUGAUGGCACUGUUCGGUGAUCUGACACCCUGGAGAACGGCUACUUUGUGGUCCCUGGUGGGCUUCGUUCUUUUCGUGGCCGUCACUGCUCUGCUUUUCCGCGAUUGGUCCACCACCAAGGAUCGCAACUAUUGGCACCCGAAUAUGCAUCGUCUGGAUCUCGUGAUGGCCUCCGCCUCGAUUUCCUUGGUCACCUCGCUGGUCUUCCUGCUGGACAUACUCAUCACCCUCCGUUUCGGCGUGCACGGCGAUCUGGAAUGACAUGGUCGACGAGGAUUUGCUUGGCGGGAAAGGGGCCUCCACUCGAUUCUCGCCUAGCGACGUGGACUGUAAUAUUUAGAGCUCCAACUUAGACGUAAGAGCCCUGUUCACAUCCCCGUCUCCCAGCUAAUUGUAAUCCCACGAAGAAACAUCUGAAUUGCCAUCAUCGAAUUGAAAAUGUACAAAAUCGACGUCCGAGGAGGUUUAAAGUUCUAUACGCAUCGGCUGCCCUGUUUUGUUUUUAUACCCUUGCAGAGCAAAAGGGUAUUAUAAUUUCAGUCAGAAGUUUGCAACGCAGUGAAGGAGACACCUCAGACCCCAUAA
Molecule: messenger RNA, 1055 nt
Organism: Drosophila ficusphila
Lineage: Eukaryota; Metazoa; Arthropoda; Insecta; Diptera; Drosophilidae
Exons: 4
Coding region: 243-731 (162 amino acids)
Biological process (GO): septate junction assembly
Source: RefSeq, a predicted model, not a curated record